This is a messenger RNA of Paramuricea clavata, 545 nucleotides long. The record is from the annotation of a GenBank genome assembly. NCBI's taxonomy places the organism in Eukaryota, Metazoa, Cnidaria, Anthozoa, Malacalcyonacea, Plexauridae.
AUGCCUUCGCGUUGUGUCGUAUUUGGCUGUUCUAACACUUGUGAUCCGAAAAACGGUGUAAUACUUCACAAGAUUCCUUACGAUGGUGAUUCGAGGCCAGAGGCGAUAAAACGACGCAAGCGCUGGGUCGAUUUUGUUAAGCGCAAACGCGCUAAAUGGGAGCCUUCCAGUACAAGCUGCAUAUGCUCGAGGCAUUUUGAACUGGACGCCUUUGUUCGCAAAGUAAAUUUGCCUGGGCAAGAAACAACGUACAUUCUGUGGCUGAAAAAGAUGAAGUCGGUGUUUCAUCGUUUCCAACACUUUCGAUUGCAAAUGAAGGCGACGAAGAUAAUACAACAUCAAAGAGAACAGCAAGAGCGCUUAGACGCAAGGUGAGACACUAUUGAAAAACAUUCGCAUAUUUAUAAAUACGAUAUAAAUCUCACAAUAUUUCUAUUGAUUACCGCAAAAACCCCUUUUAUAGAUUACGAAAGAACAACAUGCAACAACCGCAGAAGAGCAACAAACAUCUAUGCCAUCUACAUCAACUGAGUUGGGAGAAAUAG